AUGAAGUUUUCCUCCGUCCUUCUGGGCGUGGCCCUCUCCGCGGGCACUGCUCUCGCCGACGUUGACCCUAUCGUGAUCAAGGGUUCCAAGUUUUUCUACAAGACCAAUGGCACCGAAUUCUUCAUUCGUGGUGUUGCCUAUCAGCAGUCUUAUACGGGCGGCUCGAGCACGGAUAACAACAACAAAUAUGUUGAUCCUCUGGCUGACCCCGCUACCUGCAAGCGCGAUAUCCCGUAUCUGCAGGCGCUGCGUACCAACACCAUCCGCACCUACGCCAUUGACCCAAAGGCGAACCACGACGAGUGUAUGCAGAUGCUGCAGGAUGCCGGCAUCUACGUCAUUUCGGACCUCUCCUCGCCUGCGGAGUCUAUCAAUCGCGAUAGCCCUGAGUGGAACGUCGACCUCUACAACCGCUACACGAGCGUCAUCGACGCCUUGGCCAAGUACCCUAAUGUGAUCGGUUUCUUUGCUGGUAAUGAGGUCUCUAACAACCACACCAACACGGACGCCAGCGCUUUUGUCAAGGCCGCUGUGCGUGACAUGAAGAAGUACAUCAAGGCGAAGAACUACCGCCCCAUGGGCGUUGGAUACGCCACCAACGACGACUCCGAGAUUCGGGUGAACAUGGCCAACUAUUUCAACUGUGGCCCGUCGGAAGAAUCCAUCGACUUCUGGGGCUACAACGUCUACUCGUGGUGCGGUGACUCCAACUACCAGAAGUCCGGUUAUGAGGCCCGCACGCAGGAAUUCUCCGACUACUCAGUCCCCGUUUUCUUUGCUGAGUACGGCUGCAACGAGGUCCAGCCCCGUAAAUUCACCGAGGUGGCCGCCCUCUUUGGUGAGCAGAUGUCCAAGGUCUGGUCCGGUGGUAUUGUCUACAUGUACUUCCAGGAGGAAAACGACUAUGGUCUGGUAUCUGUCUCCGGCAACACUGUCAGCAAGCUGCCCGACUAUGACUUCCUUUCCAAGCAGAUUGCCUCGGCAACCCCGACUGGCGUGAACAGUGCAGCCUACACCCCAACCAACACUGCUGCGCAGGCCUGCCCGACCAUUGGCAGCAACUGGCAAGCUAGCGAGAAGCUCCCGCCGAGCCCGAACCCGGAUCUCUGCGAGUGCAUGGUGAAGUCGCUGAAGUGCGGCGUCAAGGAUAACGUCUCUGACAAGGAUAUUGGCAAGCUCUUCGGCAUCGUCUGCGGGUACGACGGCAUCUGCGACGGGAUCAGCGGCAACGCGACCUCGGGCAAAUACGGCGCGUACAGCAUGUGCCAGGCGCGGGACCGGGUGUCGUUCGCCAUCAACCGGUACUACGAGCAGCAGGUGGCCAAGGGCAACGGCGAUUCGGCCUGCGACUUCGACGGCGCCGCGGAGCUGAAGUCCAGCAGCAGCACGAGCGGGACCUGCGGUACCCUGCUGAACGAGGCUGGCGUCGAGGGCACCGGCACCGUCACGUCCAGCCCUACCAGCCCUGGCGGUUCUGGCGCGGCCAGCACGGGCAGCUCCAGCUCCUCUUCUGCGGCUGCUCGCCCCAUGGCCGUUCCCGGCAGCGUGCAGGUCGGCAUGUGGCAGUUUGGCGCGUACAUCAUCACUGCGGUGAUAGCCGGUGUUGGUAUGAUUGUUCUGUAA
This is a messenger RNA of Rasamsonia emersonii CBS 393.64, 1623 nucleotides long. Its product is annotated as beta-1,3-glucanosyltransferase. The record is from RefSeq and is a predicted model, not a curated record. The transcript has 5 exons. Gene Ontology annotation, cellular component: cytoplasm; fungal-type cell wall. The coding region runs from base 1 to 1623 and encodes 540 amino acids. Gene Ontology annotation, biological process: fungal-type cell wall (1->3)-beta-D-glucan biosynthetic process. Gene Ontology annotation, molecular function: 1,3-beta-glucanosyltransferase activity. NCBI's taxonomy places the organism in Eukaryota, Fungi, Ascomycota, Eurotiomycetes, Eurotiales, Trichocomaceae.